AUGACGAUUCGUAGCUCUUUAACUCUAACACGAAAAGCAAUCUUACUAACUCUAGUCGUCCUUAUAAGUAUUUUUAUCUUCUAUCAAAAUUCGUUGAUAAAACGUCAAAUAACGUUUGUACCUCAAUAUAGUCUCAACCAUCGGUUGACACUAAAAUCCAAUCCGACAUUCAAAAAGGUGUUCAUUGCACAUUAUACAACGUCAUAUGGAGUGCGUACAGAUUCGACAUCAAAAAUUUUCAGUGAGAAUUUACUGAAAAUAUGUGAAGUAUUAAAUCCGGAGGAUUAUCCACUUGCUGAUAGUGUUUUUAUGAAUAUUGUCGACUUCGCUCGAUUUCCUCCGUCAUAUCGACAUCUGCAUCCGUCGCAACUAUGGAUCUUUCACUCCGAAGAAUCGCCACGAAAUUCAUACCGCACAGCCGAAGUGAAGAAUCUGACUGAGCUUGAUAAUUGGUUUAAUUUAACAUCAACCUUCAGUGCAGAUUCGGAUUUCCAUAUUCAAUAUCGCGGUUAUCGCAUCAAACCUGAAAUAGGCGAUCUUCUACAAAGUAAAUUCAAAAUUAAUCUUACUCAAUCGAUCUUUCCGACAUCAGAUACAUGCACAAAUUCAUCUUCAGUCUACCUGAAUACAAUCACUUCUAUUCUUCACUCAGAAUUGGUUACACGUCAAAACCUUCUCUUAAAACUUUGUCCUUAUACAUGCAAUCAGCCAAUUCCAUUCCAUGCACUUCAACUUCUUCAACCGUAUUUGAAUCUGAGUACAUCUCGUAGUUCGAAUCGCGAUAUUGUUUAUAUUGCUUGGUUUGUAUCCAAUUGCAACACACAUUCUCGCCGAGAAGAAUAUGUCGCGAAGCUACGUUCGCAAAAAGGCAUCCGUAUCGAUAUAUUUGGCAAUUGCAAAUCAAUUUACCAUUCUUCAAUUCCACAAGUCCAGUGUCAAAAAGGUACUCCAAAUUGUACUCAACAAACCCUGUCAUAUUAUCGAUUCUACCUGUCAUUUGAGAAUUCAAAAUGUGACUCAUACAUUACUGAGAAGUAUUGGAUGCAGGGGACGAACGGUCAAGCUAUACCCAUCGUUCUAGGAGCAAAGAAAGAACAAUAUCAGCGUACAGCAGUACCGUUUUCAUAUAUUCAUGUAGAUGAUUUUGCUUCUGUUGAAGAUCUCGCUAUAGAACUUCACCGGUUAAAUCAAAACGAGACAGAAUUUAGUAAGUUCCUUCAAUGGACACAAUUGUAUGAUGUCUCAACUCAAUAUUCUCCAACGCCAGUGAUGGAUAUGCAUGCUACACUUUGUUUCCUUGGUCAUUAUCAACAUCUACAUGCAACUGACGAAAAAAGUGAACAAAUCAACUAUGCAAUGGCAACUAUUCGAAAGAUAUUCAAUGUAACUAACGUUCGUUUACCAAAUUUCGAUUGGGGAACCGCACGAACAAAACUAAUACGUAUUAGUCAAUUUUAUAAUCCGUCUGUUAAUUGUUGGGAUAGUUCCUAUCCGUCGAUAUUUAAACAAAUUUACAAUCAUUUAUUUACAUGGUGGAAAUUUUUUUAA
Adineta ricciae is the source of this 1548-nucleotide messenger RNA. NCBI's taxonomy places the organism in Eukaryota, Metazoa, Rotifera, Eurotatoria, Adinetida, Adinetidae. The record is from the annotation of a GenBank genome assembly.